AGGACGAAGAUUUGCAGCGGCAAUUUCAAAACAAAGCAUGAAAACAACAAAACAACUUGCAAGAGAAUUAGGAUUACUACGAAAAAGAAGUAUAAAUUCCAGUACCAGUAAAAAACCAUCAACAGACCAAACAUUUCCAUACUUAGUGGUUUUAGAUUUUGAAUCAACAUGUUGGCAGGAUGGUAAAUUUAGAACACAAGAAAUCAUUGAGUUUCCUGCAGUUUUACUGAACACUUCCACAGGAAAGAUAGAAAGUGAGUUUCAGUUUUAUGUACAACCACAAGAACAACCAACCCUCAGUGAAUUCUGUAGACAGCUGACUGGUAUAACACAGGAUCAGGUAGACAAUGGUAUUCCAUUAAAUCUAUGUAUCAGGAAAUUUGUGCGCUGGCUGGACUCUCUUAAAGAGAAAAAGGGUGUUGUGUUUACACAAUCAUCAACAGAAACAGACAAAUGUCACCUAGCAACAAUAGUCACAUGGUCAGAUUGGGAUUUAGGUGUGUGUUUAUAUAAUGAAUUAAGAAGAAAACAGAUAGGAAGACCCUGUCAACUUAAUAGUUGGAUAGAUCUCAGAGCUACCUACAGGAAGUUUUACAGCAGAAAACCAAAUGGUUUAAAUGGCGCCUUGAAAGAUUUAGGUAUAGAUUUUGAAGGAAGAGAGCAUUCUGGUCUUCAUGAUUCUAGAAACACAGCAAUACUGGCAUACAGAAUGAUACAAGAUGGCUGUAUACUAAAUAUAACCAAAACACUGAAGGGGGUAUCAAACAUUCCUGGUGGGGAUAAGUACCUUCCAAUAAAACAACCAACUCCCAACAAACAUAAGAUUCACCAAAGGAAACAAACAACGCCAUCAAAAAGUCCUGUACAUAAACGGAGAAAACAAUCUGACAUUGCAGAUGAUGAAUUAUGUUUUGAUGAUGAUUUGGAUCAUGCAAUAGCUAGCAGUCAGGAACUGGACAAUAUUCUAAUUAAUGUUGCAACGGAAACUCCAGAACGUAAGAGAAAAAGCAGAAUUCCUAUAGCAAGUUCAUGCUCAUCUAAAAUCUUGAUAAGUGAAAUAUCACCUAUUCAAUGUUCAAAAUCAACCAAGAGAUCACCUUCACAUCAAAAGUUGACCAAGGUGAAGGCCAAAAGAAUUAUUCCAGGGAAAUUUAAUCCUUCACAAAUUUAUGUUGAUCCUGAAGUUGAAACAGAUGCAUUUGUCAAUGGUCUUAAAUCUACUGGAAACAAUAGACUGACAGAAGUUAGUGUAAAUGUACCUCUUCCAAAAAGAGUUCCAACAACUAAAAAACAAAUAUCACCUUCAAAGAUCACUGAAGCAUAUCCACAAAUCCCUUAUUCUUCACCAAUAAUACAGUGUCAUCAGAAACCACAAAAAUGUGUCAUAAGAAGCAACAGUAUUCAAAUGGUCAGAAAGGGGUCGCCCUUGAAAAAAUCUGGUCAAAAGUCAGAGGACGGUUUUAGGAAGAGCAACAAUACCGUUGGAAUUGCUGUGCAAAAAUUUUAUUCAUCUCCAGGAAAAAGUGCAGAAGAAAAUUCCAGUGGAUCUGAGACAGAAUUAUCUCAACAGAAAGUUCAAUCUUGUGAAUUAACUAAAAUACCUUACACUUCACCACCUAAAUCUGAAACUGUUGUUACUUCAAGAAAUGGAAUAACCUCUAAAUCAUUCCCUGUUUUUAAAACACCAUCACCCCCAACUGAGUCAUUCAAAACACCCCUAAUUAAGGCCUCAUAUUCAAAUACAUCCAAAAGAAAUAUAAAAGAAGUUACAAUGACUCCUUCUAGAACUUUGUCAGUAUAUUCUGAUUCCUUGAAAACACCUGUAAAUACUCCAGGAAAUAGUAGAAAUCAAUCGGUGCCUUCUGGAAAAACUCCAAAUACUACUCCAUCUGUGUCUUUGUCAUUAUCAUCAUUUAAAACACCAUCCAGUACUUUAGGAACAUUCAAGACGCCAUUUGGUGGACAAAGUAACAAUUCUGUGAACUUGUCUGGAAUGAAAGGGACUCCACCACUAUGUAAAUGUGGUAAAAGAUCAAAGAGAAGAAUGGCACAGACACCUGGUCCAAAUAUGGGACGAUUUUUCUUUUGUUGUGGGACAUCUGGAUAUAACAGCUCUGGUAAUCGGAAUGGGUGUGGCUUCUUCAAGUGGGAAACUCCUACUACAGUCAAUGGCAGAAGUCAGAGUUUUACCCAAAAUGGAACUCUGUCUAAACCAUUUGUGCCUGUCUUUAGUUCCGCAAAAUCUAGUCAGAAAAAGAGCCUAGGUGUGAGGUCAAAUUCUAUUACAUCUUUCAGGUAGACUGACAAGAAUGUAUGAUUUUUUUUUUAAAUUCUGUUAAACAUAGUAAUUCAUUGAGACUAUAAAAAAUAUGUACAAAUUGAAAAGAUGUGCGUGAGAGGACAUUUUAAGAUCAGUCAGUUAGCUUAUAAAUAUGUGAAUUCAUUAUAUGUUGCUGAACAGAAAGGACAGUUAAAAGUAUUGAUAGUUUUCAUAAACCAUCCAAAAUUUUUAAAUUAUUUUUUUUUUACUUGGUCCUUUUAUGGCAAGCUUAGUCUCUGUUUGAAGAGAGCAUACAGGUAAGUAAAAACUUGUCAAAGUAAAAAUUAAAAUCAUCAAUGAAAAUUUCAUUUUUAAGUACACAUAGUUAUUUUAGUAUUUAUAAAAUAAUUGAUUUUCUAACAGGGUUAUUACAAUUUGAACAGUCUUCUUGAACAAGAAAUUUAUAUGUAACAGAUGCAGAUUUUCCUUUUCUCAUUCCUGGCAGGUCUCCAGUUUGUCAUAAAAAGGACCACCAAAUUACACAAGAAGUAGUAUAAAAACAGGAUCAAACUCAGUUUCAAAAUAAUCAACUGCCAUCACUAGAACACUGGUGUCAUCUUUUCCUCUAAAACCUUUGGGUCAUUGAAUUUUACUUGUGUGCCAAUAAUCUAUUACAGGAUUUUAUCCAAUCAGACCCAUUCAAUAUUGGAACUGGUAAUUUGUCUGAAAUUUUUGACAAGUCCUCUGAAACUCCUUAACAAAUUGAACUUUGAAAUGACAAAAUACAACCAUUUGAAAUCAUUAAGCAGGCUCACCUAGUAAAACUGUUUUACACACUGAACAGUAUGGACAAUGAUUUUGUGAUCCUACCAUUGGAAUAUUUAUGCCAAUAUGAAAUCAAAAUCAGUGGCAGAUUUAGGGGCAGCAUAGAGGGUGUAUGCCCCCCUUUGAUAGGAAAAUAUACUGUGGAUUCACUUAUUUUCGUGGGUACCAAUUUUCGUGGAUUAAGGAUAACUAACAUGUUCGUGGAUAGUUAAUUUCGUGGUUUUGCCGAAGUUUGCAUAUAUGCCUAUAGGAAAUUUGUCAUUCGUUGAACAUUUAAUUUUGUGGUUCAUCUAUACACUCGAAAUCCACGAAAAUUGGUAUCCAAUGAAUAAUAAUGAAUCCACAGUAUCUUAUUUAGCAUAAAAUUGUCCAAAUUAUUUUCACCUUGCUCUGCUUGAUAGUUUUGAUUCCAUUUUAGAUUUUACACCCCAUUUUAAAAAAUCCUGUAUAUGCCCCUGAAAAUGACAUCUAUGCAAAACAGUUCUACCCCUCUGGAAAAUUUUUUUUUUUGUAUAUGUGAUGAAGCUUUUCUAAAUUUCUGAAGCUCUUGUAGAUGCAUUCAUAGAGAAUAAUAUGACGGUCCUUCAGAUAAUUAAGUAUUUUAAUGUCAAUCUAAAAUCCUGGGAUGACUGGAACUGUUAAGUUAAGAUUCAUAUAAAAUAGAUUUUAAACAAUCUCCUCUUGAAAACUAUUUAACAACAAUUACUUGUAUUUUUAUGCACUGAUGUUUGUUUUAUGUUUCUACGUAAAAUUUGUGAUUUUGAUGUCAAUAAUCUUAAUCCAAGAUGACUGCCACCAUGAUUGAAAGUUUGAAAUAGGACACUCCAACAAUUACAUAAAAUAGCUUUUUCUUAGAAACAACACAAUGCAAAGCUGUUUAAGUCAAGUGUGCAAAGCCUUCAAAGAGCUUUAAAAUGUAAAUUUAGUUUAAUCUAAUAAA
This is a messenger RNA of Mytilus californianus (California mussel), 4025 nucleotides long. RefSeq names its product ERI1 exoribonuclease 2-like. Gene Ontology annotation, molecular function: zinc ion binding; nucleic acid binding; 3'-5'-RNA exonuclease activity. Bases 38 to 2299 code for a protein of 753 amino acids. The record is from RefSeq and is a predicted model, not a curated record. The transcript is spliced from 9 exons. Gene Ontology annotation, biological process: exonucleolytic trimming to generate mature 3'-end of 5.8S rRNA from tricistronic rRNA transcript (SSU-rRNA, 5.8S rRNA, LSU-rRNA). Lineage: Eukaryota; Metazoa; Mollusca; Bivalvia; Mytilida; Mytilidae.